Dermacentor albipictus is the source of this 2227-nucleotide messenger RNA. The record is from RefSeq and is a predicted model, not a curated record. Lineage: Eukaryota; Metazoa; Arthropoda; Arachnida; Ixodida; Ixodidae.
AUGGCUCUGAUGAAGCGACGAGGCCGCCACUCACUCACGGGCCGGGUGGCCAUCAAAUUUGCAGGAGCCGUUCGCCCACUUAUAUUGAUCCGCACAACCGGACGGCGAAGGAGAAAUGGUCGAGCAAGAAGUAGUAAGACAGCGGCGGUCGUAGGAGUCGUCUGCCUGCCGACUCCUUCACAGGCGGUAACCGAGAGAGUCUCGGAAGCAAAGACGUCAGCCUCCGCGGUGGCCGAAGACCUGAAGCCGGCCGCUACGGGUCUGAUCGGCACCGGAGGUUACGGUGGCUACGGUGGUGUGGGUCAGGGCGUCAACAGCUUCCAGAGCGGCUACGGUAAUGGCGGUUUCGGCAAGGGCUACGGAGGAUUCUCAAACUACGGAAACAACAAGGCGCUGGCUGGUGGUGGCUUCGGCAAGGGUUCGUACGGCGACGGCGUCAUCUCGGCGUACGGGAACCAGGGUCUGGGCCAGGGCGGUAUCAACAACUUGGCCGCCCACGGCCUACACGGUGUCUCUGGAGCUACGGGCUUCAACCACCAGGGUGGCGUCAACAAGCAGUUUGGCGGGAAGGGAGCCACGAGGGACCAAUUCAACGCAGGGCACAACAAGGUCUUCGCCAAGGAGAAGGUGUACGCAGUGGACCAGAGUUUCCAGAAUGGCAACCGAGAUGCCUUCAACCAUAACUACGGCAACCUCGGUGGUUUCACGGGCCAGGGAGGCUUCGGCAAGCAGGAAAAGGUGAACCAGUACGGCAACCAGCAGUACGGCGCCUUCAAGGGCUACGGUCAGGGCAACUACGGCAAGCACGGACGCUCGUCGUUCGGCGAGGGCGCCCAGGGCAUCAACAACUACGGACACGCGGCCGGAUACGGGACGCAAGCGCAGCAGGGCAAGGGAUACGGAGGCUACGGACACGGAGGCGUGGGCGCCUACGGGGGAGCCAUCAAUCGCGGAUACGGCGGAUAUGGAGCCACACAAGCCGUGGCACCUAUUCUCGCGAGACCCAUUGCCCACGGCCUAGCGCCAGGCCUUGGAUACGGAAUUGGACACGGAAUUGGACACGGAAUUGGGCACGGAAUAGGGGGCCAUCACGGCAUAGGGGCAGGGCCGCUCUUCUACUGAGUGGAACUAACUUAUGGUAGUAUGAAAACGUCGCUAAGCUAAAGUCAAGUUCCUAAGUCGACUCGAAAGAAAAACGGAAAGAAUGAAAAAAAAAAGAAAGUGUCACUGCAACAUUCACUGCUUAAGUUUGCGAAAUUCGCUGCAAAUGCAGCAUAUUAUACAACCUACAGAAACAAAUGCUUUGCCCACUUCACGAGUUUGCUUUGGUGUGGCUGUUCUCAAACGUGAGAAAAAAAGUUCUUGCGCAAUCCGUUCCAAAGCAAAACAAUAAAUAAAAGAGGAACAAGAAAGCGAAUCAGUCAAGGAAGCAAAAAAAAAACAUACUUUCACGUUCAUGCUUACCGCAGUAAUGAUCUGGCGCAUUCGGUGAUUCGAGAUUAUUUAAAUAGGCUCAGAAACGUAUCUCAGUAUUCAGCCAAGUGAGGCUGACACGCCAAUAUUCAGCGAAUACGGCGUAUCGCUGCACGGCUAAUAUUUAUUGCCUCUGAGUCGCGACGUUUCACAGCUUCCACCGCACAAGGGAUUUCUCUCGAAAUAACGCUACUUGCCUCCGGCAUAGCUAGUGCCCCUUCUUAAAUAUAAACUUUUCUCAGCUAUAUAUAGCUUGUUAGAUCUGACCGCUACAGGCAUCUUUCCUUCUCAGUGUCACAUAAGCAACCUUUUGCUGAAUACGUUAAUAUUCGCUACCUGUCCGCGAUAAUCGGAUCUACUUCAAUUACUAUUUUAUUUGCAGAUGUUUAGCCCACAUUUAAAUGUUGUACCAACCCCGCACUGUUAGAAGCUGCGGUAAUUAAAUGUUCAGUGAAAUGUGCGAUCAGAAUGUUCCGCACACAAUGGCUAGCCUAUUACUAAACCAGAGUGCUUUAUUUCUGCCCAUCUCUUGUGGAUGUAGCUUCGACAGCGAGAUGUCGCUUCGAUAAAGAAAGACGAAACAAUUGUGCCUCGAUGGCGACACAAUUGCAAAGUGAAAGUAUGAGUCGGGACACCACGGUGAACAGGCGGUUAUGAAGAACUUUAUCGUGUAUUGCAAACGUGCCACAAAACGCUAAUGAACCUCAUUUCUGCAUAGGUGAAACUAAGAAGUUGUGUGAAGUUCAAGUGAAUA